Messenger RNA from Girardinichthys multiradiatus, 5971 nucleotides. It is a transcript of the gene syt10, whose product is annotated as synaptotagmin X. NCBI's taxonomy places the organism in Eukaryota, Metazoa, Chordata, Actinopteri, Cyprinodontiformes, Goodeidae. The transcript has 8 exons. The coding region runs from base 153 to 1772 and encodes 539 amino acids. The record is from RefSeq and is a predicted model, not a curated record. Gene Ontology annotation, biological process: regulation of dopamine secretion; calcium-ion regulated exocytosis; cellular response to calcium ion. Gene Ontology annotation, molecular function: clathrin binding; calcium ion binding; syntaxin binding. Gene Ontology annotation, cellular component: membrane.
UGCUAUUGGGUGCAGCGGAGGGGUUGGACUCCGUCACCCCGACGACUGUUACUCUAAUCACGGGGUCGCUCCUCUGCCUCCGCUGCGCACCGGUUAUGGAUCAGGACGCAGCGCACCUCCCUGCUGUCUGCGGCGCGUAGAAAGGUGCCCAAAUGAACCGCCUCCCUCCCGGCUCCUCAGGAGUGCAAUGGCUUAACAGGAGAGACAUGAGUGUCCGGACGGAGGACAGCAUCACCCUGUGCCAAAGGGCUCUCCAGAUCGUUACGGAACUUUGCCUUGCGGGACACGUGGACCGAGAGAAAUGCGCAGACAUUUUCCCCUUGGAGAGCAGCAUACAAGGUAAAGGGCACGCAGACAUCUCUAUCAGUCUCCUUGCUGUGGUCGUGGGUUUCUGUGGCCUCGCCUUGUUGGUAGUCUCUCUCUUUGUCUUUUGGAAGCUGUGCUUGCCCAUUUGGAGGAGCAAGACUCUGUCAGCCCACACCGAAAAUGGCCUCCACGUGGGCUUCCCCGAAGCACCUCCUCCCAGCUCCACUCCUGUCAUUGAGUGCAAAGUGGCGGAGGUGGAGAAGAAACACCCUCCAGAGGUGAAAGUGAAUGGACGGAGCUCUGUGAAGUAUCUUGAAGGAGCUAUGAAGAUCAGUCAGACAUCACCAGACAUCCCCGCAGAGGUACAAACAGCCCUGAGGGAGAAGAUCAGCAAACAGCCAACAAAGAUCCAAAGGCAGACGACUGAGCCAACAUCCUCCUCCAGGCACAAUUCAUUCCGGCGCCACCUGCCUCGUCAAAUGAAUGUCAGCAGUGUAGACUUUAGCAUGGACAAAGUGCCUCUCCGCCAGUCAUCUACAGUGAGCAUUGGAAGAAUAAAACCAGAAUUGUACAAGCAGAAGUCUGUGGACUCUGAGGACGAGGCCAAAGGGCACGUUGAAAUCUGUGGAAAGCUCAGUUUCUCACUGCGUUACGACUAUGAGGAGCAGGCCUUAGUUGUGAAAAUCCUCAAAGCCUUGGACCUGCCUGCCAAAGACUUCACAGGCACCUCAGACCCAUAUGUGAAGAUCUACCUGCUUCCAGAGAGGAAGAAGAAGUUCCAGACGCGAGUCCACCGCAAGAAUUUGAACCCAACUUUUGAUGAGACCUUCUGUUUCCCUGUGGCGUAUGAUGAUCUUUGCAACCGCAAGCUGCACUUCAGUGUCUACGACUUUGACCGCUUCAUGAGCCACGACAUGAUUGGCGAGGUUGUGGUGGACAACCUUUUUGAACUCUCUGAUCUUUCAAGAGAGGCUGUAGUAUGGAAGGAUAUCCACGCAGCAACCACAGAGAGCGUUGACUUGGGAGAGAUCAUGUACUCGUUGUGCUACCUGCCCACAGCAGGGAGAAUGACCCUAACUGUUAUCAAAUGCAGAAACCUCAAAGCCAUGGACAUCACAGGCUCUUCAGAUCCGUACGUGAAGGUUUACCUGGUAUGUAACGGACGGAGGCUGAAAAAGAGGAAAACAACCACCAAGAAAAGCACGCUCAAUCCCGUUUACAACGAGGCCAUCAUCUUUGACAUUCCUCCGGAGAACGUGGAACAAGUCAGUCUGUCCGUCAUGGUCAUGGAUUAUGAUCGGGUUGGACACAAUGAGGUGAUCGGUGUGUGCAGAGCCGGUCCAGAUGCUGUGGGCCUUGGACGAGAUCACUGGAACGAAAUGUUGGCUUAUCCUCGGAAGCCCAUCACACACUGGCACGCUCUGGGAGAGGAAAAUACAGUGGCAGGGAAGAGCUGCAAGCUUUGAGAGUCAAGGUUCGUGUCCUUCGCCCAAGCCUCUGCAGACCCCCUGACGGCUCCAGGUACAAUCAGAACAUCGCUGCUGUGGGAAACCAGAUAAUUGUGUUUACCAUUCUCCAUAAUUUCUUCUGUGGUUGUAUUAUUCUCUUGAAUCCAACUUCUUUUAGUGCUCCACAGAGACAGCUAUGCACAGCACUCACAGGCAUUUGGCUCAAGAGUCUCUAUAGAGUAUUUGCCAUCCAUUUACACGGAUAACAUGAAUAAUAAGCAUCUCUUCAAGAAGCCCAUGAUAGUUUACCUACAACUAUUUGACCCCUUUCAGUAUUAUGUGGAAGAUCUUUUAGCCCUAGCUCAUUAAUGCUUUGCUAUUUUGAUUUGAAAUAGCACAAAGUUAAAGGGCUUUGCUGCUGAGAGCCAUGGAAACAUUUAGUGGUGACUAAACAAGUCAAGAACUCAUAACUGCAGGUAACUUAACAUCUGCAAGGGCUGAGUAUUAAGAAAAGUCAUCCGUCACAGCUGCUGAAGGUACAUGUAGCAAGCAAAUGAGCAAAAUGAUGAUCAAUGAAAUAGAAGUUUGUCUUAAAUGAUUUUGUGGUAUGUUUGUUUCUGAAAGCCAGACUGAAUCUUACAUUAAUUAAACAUAUCAUAUUUAUUUUUUUAAUGACAUGAUAGUAUUUAGGUUACACAAAUAAAAUUAGCUAAAUUAAAAAGGAAAAUGAAAAUAAGUAUUUUGAAUGACAUAACUUUGUACUUUGUUCAAACUAUGGUUACGGAUUGCAUUGAUUUAGCUUCACUUUCAGUAAGAGGUUUCCAACCACUCAUCAAAAUAGAAAUUUGGGGCUUUUACAGAUUUAUCUGAACAUUUAUUCAACAUAGAACUGUAAGGAUUUAGUACAUCUUGCUAGGACCAGGUUGGACCCCCUUCUGGCUUCAAAACUGACUUAAUUCUUUAUUGCAUAGAUUCAAAAAUGUGUCCAUAUUAACAUUAUAGCUUUGCACAGUUGCUGCAGACUUGUUUGCUGAACAUCCAGGAUAUGAAUCUCUAACUUUAAGGAACAUUAGAGUAUAAUGACUGGUUAUUUUAGUUUCUACCAGUCUGCCCAAUCUCCUCUGAUGUCAAAUUGUUAUUUCUGUCCAUACAGCAAAUGUUCACUGAUUACUUUCUCUGUACUGAACCUCUCUCUGUAAACCCAAGAGAUAGUAGUGCAUAAAAAUCCCAGUAGAUCAGCAGUUUCUGAAAUACUCAAGACCAACCAUCCCAUACUGAAUUCCUUUUUCUUCUGAUGCUCUGUUUGAACUUCGGCAAGUUCACAUCUAGAAGCCUAAAUGCAUUAAGUGGCUGCCUUGUCAUUGGCUGGAUCACUAUUUGUGUAUAAAGCAAAUGAAGAAGUGUACAUAAUAAGGUGGAUGGUAGGUGUAGAGUACGUCACAGAUUUUUGGUAUCUUGGCAGGGCUACACAGCGGUGCAGUUGUUAGCAUUGUUGCUACGCUUGGUACUUCUGCAUGGAGUUUGCAUGAUCUCCCUGUGCAUGCUUGGGUUCUCUCCUGGUUCUCCAGCAUCCUUCCACAGUCCAAAACAUGACUGUUAGCUUAACUGAUUAUUCUUAAUUGCCCUCAAGUAUGAGUGUGUGAGAGCAUGGGUAUAUGUCCUGUGUGUCUCUGGAUGGAUGGAGCUUAGCAUUGACACCAGGCUUUUUGUCAGCAUUAAUAGGCUUGUGGUGAUAUCCUGGAGGGGUAUUUACUGUACAUACCCUUUGGCCAGAAGGUUCCUCAAAUUUCAUCCAUUUAGCAAAUCUAAGGAUGGGGAUUUCAAGGCAAAUGACAAAUUUUUAGUUUGUUGUGUCAUCCCAGCCACAAAAAGAGGACUGUUGAAACAAAUCAUCAAAAGUGGAAGAUUAUUGCCAUUCAUUCCCAUAUGUGUUUCUAAACCUCUUACUGCAAAUGUACAAUAAUCAAUGCGACAUUAACAGAUUGUCUGAAAUAUUACAGCCUAUUAAUGCAUUAUUUCAACAUUACUUGAAAAAUUGGGAGAAUGAAUGAAUGAAUGUAAAAUAAGUUCACAUAUAAAAACACUUUGCAUUAAACAGUCUUCAUAGUCAGAAAUUCAGGGAUGUGUAUUUAAAAACAGCUGCACCUCCACUUACAGAAACUUUUUAAUGUUUCAAUUUAUGUAUGUCAAAGUCAUUUCAGGACAUCUAAAACGGGAACUUCUCUCUUUAUGUUAGUAAUAAACUAACUAAUCAGCAUAGCAAUUAGAGAAAGGCUAUGUACUGUUAUCUUUUUGCACAUGCAGUAAAUUAUUAUUUUCUGCUCUUUUGUCCUUAGUAUGAAAAAAGUCCUAUUUUUACUUGUAGCAUGCCUGUCGCCACUUUUAAAAAAAGCACCUACUGCAAGAAAAGAGUGCAAUGUUUAGCUUUGAAAAUUUGUUACAGUGCAUUUACAGUUGUUUAUAUAUAUGCACAGAAACCUGUGUACACAGCUCUGUUUCAUAAGAAGGUUGGGACUGUGUAAGAUCUUAAUAAAAAGCAGAAUGCAGUGUCUUGCAGAUCAACACUGAAUUUGAAUAAAAUAAUCUACAUUUGACUGAGAGGAUAAUGAAAUGUUUUUGAUCCUUUAUAAAGAAUUUUACCUCCAUAUCAUGUUCAUUCGAUUAUGUUCUUUGUCUGGACUUGGAGCAUUCCUUGUCAAACAGACCACAGCCAAUUACAGAAAGAGAUGUUCAAUUUAAUCUGUAAGCUGUACCUUUUUUUUAAUAUAUGAUCUAGUAUUGGAAACAUUAAAGAAACCUCAAACUCUGCAACAAGCUGCUGCUACAAUAAAAGCAGAAGUCAGAUAAAUGAAUUUAGUUAAUAAAAUCCACAUUUGGUUUGUUCAUCUACAUGCAUGAAUUUGCUGAUUGGUGAACUGUAUAUGUAGCUUUCUACUCUGUCAUGUGGUCAUUCCUGGUUUCCACUUUAGAAAACUAGGGAUGCACAAUAUAUUGCUAACUUAUUGUUAUCACCAUAUCACUGUAUGCAAUAUACCAAUUGCAAAGUACUGCCUGGUUGCAAAUGUUGGCUAAUUGUUUAAGUGCCAUGCAUUCUGACUUUGUGUGCUGGUAAAACAUUCGGUAGCAGUUGUUUUGUGGUUAAGUCAUUAAGAACGAGUUGAUUCAAUGCCGAAGCAGCAGAUGUCGGUCAGAAGCAACCUUGUUUUUGAGAUGUAAAUAACAAAUUCAUUAUCUUAGAUCUAUGUUUACUAUAAACCAAAAGCAGAAAGACUAACGCUUUUUAAUUAUAUGUUAAUCGCAAGUUAUAUCGUUACUGCAACAUUACUACAAUAUAUUAUCCCAUGUUUUCCUUUUAUUGUGCAUUGCUACAUAAAAGAAAAACAAAAACAGUGGAAGUAUUUUUUUUUUAUUUUCUCUGUCCCAAUAUAGCGAGUCAUUUUCUUCUGGUCAAAGAAACUUUUUAAAAAAGGGAAAACACAUUCUUCAGAAAAAUAGUAUCAGCACUAGUGAACCUUGGAUCAUACACGUCCAAUGGGAUGUUAGCGGCACCACAAUCAGCCAAUCAGCUGUACUUUGAUUCUGUCUCUCCAUUAACACGUUUCUUGCCAAAUUCUGUCACAUAAACACACAUGAGAAAGCUUGUUUUAAAUAAAAGGAGCUUAAUAGUUUUUCAGAUGAACAAAAUUUUUUAUUUCUAAAUUUUUUUAAACAUUUCCCUGUUUUAAAAUCAGGCUUUUGAUCAUUUAAAUAAACACAUUCUGCUUCUAAUUACAUUCCACACAGAUCCCAACUGUGUUUUGACAACAGGGCUGUAAUGGUCAGCAGUUCUGUUUGUAAAUACUGAGAGGUGUUGUGAUUUUAUGGAAAACAAAGACAUCAAAAUGUAUGUCUAUUGUUUGGUGACAUUUUGAAAAUCUCAGACUUGUACUCAAGUGACUUUUAUACACGUCCUGUAAUAGUUGUGAACAAGUGGAGCUGGAAAGCCCGGUGAAGCCAACUUUUAAUCAAUCAACUUGUUCCAUAUGUAGGAGACUAGAGCUUUGGGCUGUAAUUGUUUAACUAUUCGGUUUUGUCUGUAUUAAGCAAGAACAACUGCUACCAAUGUCAUGAUGUGUACAGUUUGUGAUAACUUUUGUAAACAUCUGAUUUCAGAUCUGAUUUAUUGUAAUUGUUUCAUAUGUAUUUUAAAAAACAAAUAAAAACGUAAUGGUUUUGUC